AUGUUCAAAUCCUUCAUAUUAUCGAAUCAAAUUGUUUUAUUAUUCUUUAUCAUUUCACUUGCAUCAUUAAAUCGAUUUUCACAAGCAACAUCAAUAGAUAACCUUCGUCCUAGUGAUAUAACUGAUUUAUCCAGUAAUGAAGUAGAUGAUCAACGUCGAACGUAUGAUUACAAUCAGUUACGAUAUUUUUUAUUAACAUCAAAUGCUAAACAACUCGCUGCUAAACGUGAACAACAAACUUUUCAUAAGCGACAAUUGAUUCAUGAAUACCUUCAAUCUAUUAAUGAUCCUGAUCGUCUACAAGAAGUUAAAAAACGCUUCACCUAUUGUAGUGUUCAAGAUAUAUUGCAUGGAUCCCUUUGUCGUCGACGUGCAAUUCAUUAUUGA
Messenger RNA from Adineta steineri, 387 nucleotides. The record is from the annotation of a GenBank genome assembly. NCBI's taxonomy places the organism in Eukaryota, Metazoa, Rotifera, Eurotatoria, Adinetida, Adinetidae.